This is a messenger RNA of Penicillium daleae, 1149 nucleotides long. RefSeq lists its product as uncharacterized. NCBI's taxonomy places the organism in Eukaryota, Fungi, Ascomycota, Eurotiomycetes, Eurotiales, Aspergillaceae. The transcript has 5 exons. The record is from RefSeq and is a predicted model, not a curated record. The coding region runs from base 1 to 1149 and encodes 382 amino acids.
AUGGGUUGGGUGUACAAUGCCUCGCCUGAGGUCGAGGCAGCAUCGCAGUACCCGGUGAUUCUGGGCGUCUGCGUGAGUCUAACGGUCUUGAUGAUUAUUACGGUCUGCCUGCGGUUGUACGUGCGGGUACAAGCCAGUCGACUGGGUCCAGCGGACUAUGUGAUGGUCGCUAGCAUGGUAGGCGAAUUCCGAAUGCGACACAAUGGCAAUAUACGAUGCAUGAUGCAGGGAUGUCUAACAGUUUCUUCGAUCCAGAUCUUUAGUAUUAUCUACAGUGCCUUGUGCAUUGCUCAAAGUCGAUAUGGACUCGGAUUACCGCUUCUACUGCGGCCAAAGCCUGAUCUCGCUACGUAUACCAAACUCAAUUAUGCAGGUCGCCCAUUCUACCAGCUCGGUAUCGCCGGAUUCAAAGCCUCUCUUUGCCUCAGCUACCUGCGCCUCAUCUCGGGUACUUCGAUGAACCUUUACCGGAUACUUAUUUGGAUAGUUAUCGGGCUAUGCACGGCUGGGCACUUAGCAGGCGCUCUGGUCCUAAUUUUCAAUUGCUCGCCGGUUAAACGAGCAUGGGACUUCAAAGUGGUCGGCCAGUGUCUUCCUGUUGGUCCUACAUUCUACGGUCUCGCCAUCUUCACCAUCAUCUGCGAUGUUGUGAUCAUAUUUCUCCCAAUUCCACUGCUCCUCCGCCUAAGCAUCAAGCCCGCCCAAAAAGCUGGUGUCGUGUGCCUGUUCCUGCUCGGCCUAUUUACGACAAUCUGCUCCAUCCUCCGGCUUACCCAGAUCCACCGAGUAGCCUUUGGAGACGGAAACUCUACAAUGCUGGUUCUCUGGGGAACUAUUGAAUUCAAUAUCGGAAAUAUUGUGACUUGUGUUCCCUAUCUGGCUCCGUUACUUCGAGGCUUUGUGCGGGACUUCCGAUCAACCAGUGGUCGGAAGUAUUACGAUACCCAAGGCCGAAGCUACGCGAUGGAGACGUGGUCCAAGGAUCAGCGCUCGCAUCUUCAGUCAAACGCGUCCGGGCCGCCUGUGCCGCGGCGGUCACCCAGCGAGGAACUCAUUCUGUCCAGCCGCGAGCCAUCCCACGGUGGAAUUGAGAUGACGGUGGAGUAUUCCGUGUCGUUAGAAAACGAGUCGGAGAAGACUCCGAGGUGA